CGCAUUUUGAUCGCAAUAGCAGAAGCACAGCUGUUUUUGUUUUGAAAUAUUUAUAUUGUUUACAUCGAAAUAGCUUGAUCUAAAGAAAUAAGUUAAAAAGAAUAGUCAUGGAUGAAAAUGUAUCAAGUGAUGGAGACGAAGAGAUUGAAGAUACUAGCAGCCUUUUGGAAGAUGAUGAACGUGAGACAAUAGAGGAAAAUGAUGAAGGCGAAGGGCGUCAAUUUGAUAUAUCCUUAGCAGCCACACAUUCAUAUAUGGGCUCAGAGCUAUUGCCAGUCAGUGGAAGGUCUGUGUUAGAAGCAGGCUGGGAAGGAAAAGUACCAGUCACAAUUCAUCACGGUGUUGUGUUCCCUGGGGAAACAGUACCCAUGUUGAUUGGUGACCAACAUGAUGCUGCCAUGCUAGUCCAAGUCAUUGAAGAGGAUAAAUUAUUUGGAUUAUUAUGUCCAGAUGAUAGUGGUACCAAGGUUUCUGGAUAUGGAGUACUCUGUGAGGUAUUUGAAGCAACACCAGCAAUUAUAUCUCUAAAAGUAAAGGCACGAGCCAUUCAUCGCUUUCGAUUUGUGGAUAUGCCAAAACCUACUCAGCCAAGAAUUAAUUUUUACAGAAUGCAAAUGGUGAAAGUUCGUGUUCUCCCGGAGUUGCAGCGUGGCGACCCGCUACACCACGCGCGUCUUGCCAGCCUGGACGCACUACGCCACUCCAACAUUGACAGUCGACUUCGCAGUAUGGACGCCUCAGUUACACCAUGGCCACUCUUUGUAUAUGAAAUAUUUAACUACCAGCGAAUGCGGGAAAUAAUCAAGGAUUACUUCAAGUCAGUGUCUCUGUGCGCAGUGCCCGAGGACCCGGUGUCGCUGUCGUUCUGGACGGCGUCCAACCUGGCGCUGUCGGCGCGCGAGCGGCUCGCGCUGUUCCGAGUUGAUGACGCGCUGCUGCGACUGCAUAUGGAGGUCCGCUUCAUCACCAGGAAAAGUGUGUUAUGCUGUACGUCAUGUGCGGCGGAGAUAGCGCGGCGGGAGCACAUAUUUGCCAUGUCCAGCGAGGGAGUGCACUCUAAUUAUACUAAUUUAGGUGGCUACAUGCACGACGUGGUGACGGUGUCCCGCGCGACCAACACGCAGCUGAGCGGCGCGCCGUCCGCCGAGUUCUCGUGGUUCCCCGGCUACACGUGGACGAUCGCCCACUGCCAUACUUGCAUGGCGCACGUCGGGUGGAGGUUCGAUGCGCAGGAGCGUAGUUUGCGACCGCAGCGGUUUUACGGGCUGUGCCGGAACUACGUGCAGCCGCUACCGCCGCCUGACGACGCGCUGCAGUACGUGUGAAGAAUCCUUAAACCAUACCUCAACUUUUUUGAACCCAAUGUAAAUCGACUUAUAGGCCAAAACUUUGAGAUCUCUAGGCGAAACUGUAGGAGGAAUCGGCAUAUGUGCACACUGUAUACCGUAUAGUGUACAAUGAUCAUGGUACAUUGUACCAUCGAAGAAAUUGAUUCAUAGGCAGUUGAGGGAGCUACGUCAUUUGGUUGGAUUAUAUCAAUACAAUGUGACCUACGAUCUGUCGGAUGGGUUUGAGAUAACGCAUUACGCGACCAAUUAAAUUACGCAGGUCCACCACCUACCUAUGUGUCUAAAACUCUAAACGCACUAGGCUGAAUUACGCCGGCGUAAAUUCCGCCGCGUUUACGCUGCGUUUUAAACUCAUACAAAAUACGGGCGGAACGCGAGAGACGACAUACUAUUCCGUCGUGUAUUUGUAUGCGUUUGACAUUUGCGGCGGAAUUUACGCCAGCGUAAUAG
Molecule: messenger RNA, 1799 nt
Organism: Aricia agestis (brown argus)
Lineage: Eukaryota; Metazoa; Arthropoda; Insecta; Lepidoptera; Lycaenidae
Product: protein cereblon-like
Exons: 10
Coding region: 108-1325 (405 amino acids)
Source: RefSeq, a predicted model, not a curated record